AUGGCCAACACCAAGAAAACUACUCGCUCAACUGCUCCUACUGGAACUGCAGGAAAGAAUGCCCCUGCUAAAAGAGGUUCUCCUUCAACUAACCGCAAGAAGAAAAAUCAGAUUAAGUCAUCUACGAAGCCGGCUGGAUUCUACCUCCGCAGUGAAGUUCUUGAAGGAGGCUUUGAAGCAAUUUAUUGCACCAAGAACUCCAUGGUGACUGAUGCCUACACCCAUCCUGCCAUUGAAGCUCUUAGAGCCAACGAUCCCGAUGAGCCAUUGUGCCAAAUUGGAAUCAUGGGAGCUUAUUAUAUGAGGAUUGGUCCUGGAAACAACGCCCCCCUCCUCAAUGCCACCAAUGCUUACACACGCCAGGUGUUUAUUAGGGCCCUUGAUGAGGGAGACAUGUUGCCAGAAGCUAGACUUGAGGCUUUGAGGGUUUUUAAAGAGUUCUUGGAGAAGCGUGAGAACAACCAGUAUGGUACCAAGGUUUUCAUUGAACAACCUGGAUGGGAUUUAACUCCCCUUGAAGGUCAAGACCUUCGCAAAAUGGAUCCCAUUUUGCAGUACUCGGAGAUUGUCAGGAUCAUUCGAGAUGUCUUUGACAAUGUUGGGCCUAACUGGGCUGCCAACGAUGCCAACAAGGCUGAUGCUGAUGCCUUUUUUACACCUGGUUUGAUCCCCUAUGCAGCCCAUCGUGAUUUGGGGUACCCUGUGGAGCUUGUUGUCCAGGAGCCUCAGCCUGUGGAACAAGCCCAGGCCAAUGGAGAAGCCCAGUCAAAUGGAGAAGAGCCUUAA
Molecule: messenger RNA, 786 nt
Organism: Seminavis robusta
Lineage: Eukaryota; Bacillariophyta; Bacillariophyceae; Naviculales; Naviculaceae
Source: the annotation of a GenBank genome assembly